AACACAAUUGUCAAAAGUAGCAGUGGGCAGUGCAUACCAGGCCAUCACCCUCGCAAACCUCUUCUUUCACUUUCCAAUGGCCAAUUUUCUCCGCAAACCUUCUCUACUACGUCUCUAUGCUCAAGACCUCCGGAAUUUCGCACACAACAAAACCACUAUUGGCCUCAAUUUCCUUUCUUCUCUCUCUCAAUCCCCUCAAUCAACCAACCAUCGGACACUCGAUUACCUAAUCCACACCAUCGGCCUCUCCAAGGAUUCAGCUCUCGCCGCUGCCAAGAAAAUCCAUCUCAAACCAUCCUCGGAUCCCGACUCUGUUCUUGCUCUCUUUAACGCCUAUGGAUUCACGCCCUCCCAGACCGCCAACAUCUUUUGCAGACAACCCAGACUCCUUCUUGCUGAUCCGGACAAAACACUCAAGCCCAAGUUCGAGUUUCUCUCCAAAAACGGCAUAUCUGGUAACUUUCUCGUCGACUUAAUCUGUAGGGAGCCACAUAUUCUUCGAAGGAGCCUGGACAAGAAGAUUGUUCCAUGUUUUGAUUUUCUAAUAAAUUUCUUUGGGUCUACUGAUUGUAUUGUUUCGUUAUUUUGUACUACACAUAGGACUCGUGUUUUGCACACGUUUUCUGAAUUUAUGGCUCCUAAUAUCGAAGUAUUGAGAGCUAAUGGGGUGCCCGAUUCGAGCAUUGCUAAACUGUUUUGGAAGCGCCCAGUUGCACUGUCCAGGGAUGUGAAAUGGUUUACUGACAUUGUCGAGAAGACGAAGGAAAGGGGGUUCAAUCCUUCGAGUUUGAUGUUUAUUAAUGGGCUGUGUAUAGUUUCAUCGAUGAGCAAGGACAGAUGGUUAUCGAAACUGCAUAUUUUUAGAAGUUAUGGGUGGUCAGAUGAGCAGUUUCAAUCUAUGUUUCUCAAGCAACCUUGUUUCAUGAAUAGGUCCGAGGAGGGUUUAAAAAGGGCAUUGGAUUUCUUUAUGAACAAAUGGGACUGGACACGGGAAGAAAUUUACAGAUACCCAAUUGUGCUCAUUCUUAGUUUUGAAAAGAGGGUGAUGCCUAGGUCGUCUAUCCUUCAGCACCUCAUAUCAAAAGGUUUAAUCAAGAGGAAGAGUCUUGGCAUGGCAUUGAAAAUUUCCGAGCACGAGUUCUUGGAGAAGUUUGUUAUGCAGUAUCUUUCAGAAGAUCCCCAUCUAUUAGAGAUGUACCAGGAGAAGAAGAAGAUUGCGAUAUAACGAAAACUUUCUGCUUCACUUCAAGCAAUUUGUCUAUUCUGCUACUAACUCUGCACUUCAUAUUAUGAGGUAAACUCGUAGGUUUGUGUGCAAUGGUUGUGAAAUUUCUCACAUCUUAGAACUUUGUAUUUUGAUCUCUUAGGAAUGUACCAACUUGCAUGAGACUGCGCCAAGAGAAGUAACUAAUUCUGAUGCUUAAUUUUAAAGAUUGAUUGGUAUUCUCAUUGAUGAUUGUGGAGUUCAUCUUCCAUUUACCAUUUAGAGAGAACGGUUGUUGCCUUUUGUUC
Molecule: messenger RNA, 1512 nt
Organism: Cucumis sativus (cucumber)
Lineage: Eukaryota; Viridiplantae; Streptophyta; Magnoliopsida; Cucurbitales; Cucurbitaceae
Exons: 1
Coding region: 77-1225 (382 amino acids)
Biological process (GO): chloroplast organization; regulation of DNA-templated transcription
Cellular component (GO): chloroplast
Molecular function (GO): double-stranded DNA binding
Source: RefSeq, a predicted model, not a curated record